Messenger RNA from Caretta caretta (loggerhead turtle), 3021 nucleotides. It is a transcript of the gene ELOVL7, whose product is annotated as ELOVL fatty acid elongase 7. Lineage: Eukaryota; Metazoa; Chordata; Testudines; Cheloniidae. Gene Ontology annotation, biological process: fatty acid elongation, saturated fatty acid; fatty acid elongation, monounsaturated fatty acid; sphingolipid biosynthetic process. Gene Ontology annotation, cellular component: endoplasmic reticulum membrane; endoplasmic reticulum. Gene Ontology annotation, molecular function: fatty acid elongase activity. The record is from RefSeq and is a predicted model, not a curated record.
GCCGGUCACAUGGGCGGGGGGGAAGGUGACUCAGGGCUCCCCCUCCCCGCCCCCUGGGGAGCUUGUGUGCGGCCGGCGCCGCUGCCACUCGCGCGCUUGCUGGCUGCCGGGGCAGGUGCGGUCCGCGCUCGGGUCUCGGCGCUGCCCUGGAAAUCAGAAGGUGACAGACAGCAUUGUACUUGUGCAUGAGAAGGGGAAAGUGAAACUGACCAGCCAACAUACUUUUAUUGUCCAAACUUGAGUGUGAUAAAAAAGCAUCACUGUGUUGGAUUUUAAAAUGAAGAAUGAUAAGCGAGAAGUCAUAAUAUCCACUUAUCCCAACGAAAAUGGCCUUUAGCAAUUUGACAUCAAAAGCUGCACUGCUUUAUGAUGAAUGGAUUAAAGGUGCUGAUCCAAGAGUGGAAGGCUUCCUACUCAUGUCUUCACCUGUGCCACAGACUAUUAUCAUUGGAGCCUAUGUUUAUUUUGUCACUUCUUUGGGACCAAAACUCAUGGAAAACAGAAAACCUUUUGAACUCAGGCAAAUAAUGGCAUUUUACAAUUUUGGUGUAGUAGCCCUUUCAGUGUAUAUGACUUAUGAAUUUCUUAUGUCUGGUUGGGCCACAGGUUAUUCGUUCCGAUGUGACCUUGUUGACUACUCCAGGUCACCUACAGCUCUGAGAAUGGUUCGGACUUGUUGGCUGUACUACUUCUCCAAAUUCAUUGAAUUAUUAGACACUAUCUUUUUUGUUUUGCGAAAGAAAGAGGGCCAGAUUACAUUCCUGCAUGUCUUGCAUCACUCAAUCAUGCCGUGGACCUGGUGGUUUGGAGUCAAAUUUGCUGCAGGUGGGUUAGGAACAUUCCAUGCUCUGUUAAACUGUGUUGUGCACGUCAUCAUGUACAGCUACUAUGGACUCUGUUCACUGGGACCAGCCUAUUAUAAAUACCUGUGGUGGAAAAAACACAUGACAACUAUACAGCUUGUUCAGUUUCUUAUGGUUACAGUUCACAUAGGACAAAUCUACUUUAUGGAUGAUUGUCCAUACCAGUAUCCAGUUUUCAUAUUCAUUAUUUGGCUCUAUGGCUCUGUGUUUUUAAUCCUGUUUCUCCACUUCUGGUAUCAUGCUUACACAAGGGGCCAGAGACCACCAAAGACUAUGAAAAACGGAAUCAGCAAAAGCAAAGAUCACUGAAGCAAUGUCUCAUCUAUAUGAAUGUGUACAUCUCAGAUUAGUAACUUGUACUACUUGACAAUCAAGAUAUUUAGAUGCACACUACAAUGUGUACAUUUUAUAUGUUUUUCCAAAACAAAGAGCUUGUAUUUUUACAAUAAGUUAUUUGGGUUUCUGAUGUUGCAGAGGGGUGCGGGAGGGGUAAUUUUCUGGUUAAAGAUUUGCAGGUUUUCAGCAACUUGCUGCACGUAUCUAAAGAAAUUUUUCUCUUUGUGCCUAGAAGAAAUGAAUAUUUAAUUGCAUUCUUACAGGUGAGAUGCAUAUAAAUAAAAAGAUCUUCUUUAAGAAAAUGUUAUAAGUACAGAAUACUUUGAGCACUAAGAAAGGGUAUAAAGAGCAUUCAUUUUAAUAUCAUAAGAUGUUGAAACUAUAUUUUAAUUUUAUUAAAAUAAUGAAAAAUCAUUGUUACAUGCAUAACUUACAGAGACUAAAACACAUUGUUAAUAUAGUUAAUACCUGUAAACAUUCAUAUUUUUGUACAAACUGUACCAUAUUAAAGAAUGUAAGUUAAAUAAAACCUUGGCAGAUUAGAAUGUGUUUUUUAAAAAAGAUGGAUUUUUGGAUUAUAAUCUGUUUUUUACUAAAAUGAUUUAAGUUAAUGAACUUUUAAAAAUGUUUGCUGUUAGUUAAUUGAACAUUAUAAUUAUAAAAACUGUCUCUUGAUUUAACAUCCCAGUCAAAAAAAUAGUGAUUGAUUCAUUGAAGUAGAAUAAUAUUCAAAAUUGUCUGUGGAUGUAUUUUGAUAUCAGCAAAUAGGAAUGUUUUUACUGGGAAAAACACCAUGCAAUUCAACAACCAAAACCUUACUACAUUUUUAGAACAGGUUUUGUGUAAAAUACAAAUGGCAGUUUCAUUACUUUAUUUUGCUGUAUUCUUUCUCCUUUCCACUGCCUGUGGAAAUGAAUGGUGCCUAAUGAGAAAUUGUUUUGUAUAAUUCAUGGUUAAGUUUCUCUGUUAAUAGCACUAGUGCCUUGUUUUUGCCCUGUGGUACUAAAUGAACUGUCUAAAGAGAUUAGAAACUACACAGUUUUAUGGAGAGGGAGAAAGGACAGAUGAUUGUGUAGUAUAGUUAACUCUGAACUAUGCAGAAUGAACUGAUAAGGUAUCUCCAGGGACUGGUCAGGGAGACAUGUCAGCUGGCUUAGUAGCAAUUUAUAGGACCUAGAGCUAUAUGCAGAUAGUAUCUCUCUACUUCCGUGAGAUGGUCAAGGAAUGACUGUAUUAUGCAGAACUAAACUAGGAGCUAUAUUCUGCCUUGAGAUGCACACCAUACAGCAUUGAUUUGUUUUUGUGACAACUCCCGCAAGUGAUGGGUUGAAAUCUAUCUUGUACUCUGCUCUGAUCUGCUGGAGUUGUGAUGUUCUCUAACAUGUCUUCUGACCCACCUGUUUGUAUUAGUGUUUGAAGAACUCCAAAAAGGCAUGUUUUGUUGUUAUAUGGACAUGAUUACCACAAUAGUGUUGCAAGUGACUUCUUAUAAAAUAACAUAUCUGAGUCUUCCUUAUUGAACUAAUAAACCGAGAUUUGCUUCUUGUCUUUCUGCCUUGUAUCCCUACAAUGUUAAAGUGGCAUGUGGGGACUUAGUUGCUAAUUGAGGACUAUUAGACAUACAUUUCUAAUACUGUUUUCUUGUAACAAAAUAGAUCACAAUGCUGCAGUGCUUAGUUUGAAUUUCUUCACUAAUUUUAUGUUCAUCUGUGUAAAAGACCUAAUACCCCAAUAAGCUGUUUUUUAAUAACAUGAUGAAAAAACUCCAUCAGUUGUUUUGAAAUACUGUAAUAAGAUAUUAAAGAACUAAGAUUUAAACCUA